Molecule: messenger RNA, 2700 nt
Organism: Danio rerio (zebrafish)
Lineage: Eukaryota; Metazoa; Chordata; Actinopteri; Cypriniformes; Danionidae
Gene: cxxc1a
Product: CXXC finger protein 1a
Cellular component (GO): Set1C/COMPASS complex; nucleus; nuclear lumen
Molecular function (GO): zinc ion binding; DNA binding
Source: RefSeq, marked provisional
AAAUGGUGUUCACCUCUGUGUAAACAAAAGAACUGAAUUAUUACAUGAAUUCACCGCAGAUAUGAUUAGUUCACGUUGGUUUUGAUAACUCUUUAGUUUUUAUGUUUCUGAUGUUCUGAAUGACAUUGGUGAUCUUCCGUCAUUUUGUACAUUAAUCGGACAAAUCAGUCAUGGACAGUGAAGUGUCAGACUUUGAACAGCCUCCCGGACCAGAGAGGACUCUGAUUCGGGGCAAUGCUCCGGUGUAUUGUGUUUGUCGCAGACCAGACAUCAACUGCUUCAUGAUUGGUUGUGACAGCUGCAGCGAAUGGUUUCAUGGAGACUGCAUUAAAAUAUCAGAGAAGACGGCCAAAACCAUCCGCGUGUGGUACUGUGAAAAGUGCAGAAGUAAAGACGAAACCUUAGAAGUCAAAUACCGCCCCAAGAAAAGCAGAGAGAAGGAAGCCGAGACAGACGGGCCUGAUACCCAGCCUGACACACCAGAUUUUAAGUCAGACGGACGGCGUGGGUCACGAAUUAAGCGCUCUGCUCGCAUGUGUGGAGAAUGUGAAGCCUGUUUGCGCACAGAGGACUGCGGGCUGUGUGACUUCUGCAAAGACAUGAAGAAGUUUGGAGGCCCGAAUAAGAUCAGACAGAAGUGUCGACUGAGGCAGUGUGAAGUGCGCGCUAGGAAAAUGUUGCGAGUGAAGGAAGAGGAGUACUCCAUGUCUAAGAGCAGAGACUAUCAGGACGGCCCACUGUCUGAAGAGUACAGUGAGAAUGAGCUGGAGCUGUAUCAGCAGUACUGCGCGGGACAGUAUGGAGAUAACAGCACGGGUUGGAAUAGUGAUGACGACGAUGGUUCAUAUGGAGAAUCGUCUCUGAGAAAGAAAGCUGUUAAGGUCAAACACGUGAAAAGAAGAGAAAAGCGAUCUGAAAAAUCUGAAAAAAAGAAAGAGGAGAAUAAAUCUCGGAAGCACAAGCCCAAGCAGAAGCACCGUGACCGGGUGAGACACAGCGAGCGGGCAGAAGUUCGAGACAGCGGAGGAGCCAGACAGUGCCUCGGACCCGGCUGUGUGGAAGCUGCACGCGCAAACUCCAAAUACUGCUCUGACGACUGCGGGAUGAAGCUCGCUGCAAAUCGAAUCUGUGAGAUUUUGCCCCAGCGGAUCCAGCAGUGGCAGCAGAGCCCGUGCAUUGCAGAAGAGCAGGGCAAGAAGUUUCUGGAGCGAAUCCGCCGUGAGCAGCAGUUGGCUCGCAUGAGACUAACUGAGAUGGAGAAACGCUUUCAUGAGCUGGAGGGCAUUAUCGCUAAAGCCAAACAGCAGGUCGUGCAGUACGAUGAAGAGGUCAACGAGGGCGAUGAUGACACCGAUUUGCAAAUCUUCUGUGUGUCCUGCAGUCAUUCAGUUAACCCCAAAGUGGCGCUACGUCAUAUGGAAAGGUGCUAUGCCAAGUAUGAGAGUCAGACAUCCUUUGGCUCCAUGUAUCCCACACGCAUAGAGGGUGCUACACGGCUCUUCUGUGAUGUUUACAAUCCACAAAGUAAGACAUACUGUAAAAGACUGCAGGUCCUCUGUCCGGAGCACUCCAGAGACCCCAAGAUUCCUGCGGAUGAGGUCUGUGGGUGUCCACUGGUUCGAGAUGUGUUCGAACCCACCGGUGAAUACUGUAGAGUGUCCAAACGGAAGUGUAAUAAACACUACUGCUGGGAGAAACUCCGCAGGGCUGAAGUCGACCUGGAACGAGUGCGAGUGUGGUACAAGUUGGAUGAGUUGUUUGAGCAGGAGCGCAAUGUGAAAACAGCCAUGACGAAUCGCGCAGGCCUAAUGGCGCUCAUGCUGCACCAGACAAUUCAACACGACCCAAUUACCACUGACCUGAGAACCAGCAAAGACAGAUAAGAGAAAUGAAGAAGUCCUCCUGAAGUCGCCUCACGUUUGUGAAGAUUUGUCCGAUUUAAUCUCUUAGCAGUUGAAGAUUGAUUUAUUUAGUGUUUAUUUUCUGUACAAAUGUUUAAACAUUCUUAAAGGGAAAGUCCACCUGAAUAUAUUAAUUCAGUCAUCAUUUACUCACGCUUCACUUUUUAUAAUGUUUAAAACCGGUAAACGUUGACUUCCAUAUUUUUUAUUCUUACAAUGGAUAUCAAUGGUUACCUGUUUCUAACAUUCUUCGAAAUAUCUUCUUUUAUGUUCACGAAAAAAAAAAAAGGCUUGAAAUCACUUGGGAUUGAGUAAAUAGUGAGCACAUUUUUAUUUAUGUGUGAACUAUCCCUUUAAAUUGAUUAACUUGAGAGCAAAGUGAUAUAAUUUAUUCAUUUUUAAUGCAAAUAAAUGAUGAUGAUGAUAAUAAAUAAAACUAAUUUACAAUUAAAACAAGAAUUAAUACAUGCCAAUAGAGUAAAAAAACCUUUCUAAGCAUUCCUAAAACUAGAUUUAAUAUCAUUUUGUGUCUGAAGUAAUCAAUUUAAAGGGAUAGUUCACGCAAAAAUAAAAAUGUAUUUAAGAAUGUUCAAAUGUUUUUACUAGAAAAGAGCAAGGAUACUGUGUAAGAAAGAUAUUUUUAGCAGUGAAACUGAUUCAUAUACAACAGUCAUCAUGUUUCUGUGUUCGUGUAAUCGUUGGCUUUAUUCUUUGAAUGGUGCUGUGACAAUGUGCUGUGCUCACAUUUUUAGAUUUUUAAUCUCAUAAUCCUGUAUUGUGCAUUAAAAGGUAAACCCAA